This is a messenger RNA of Spirodela intermedia, 1209 nucleotides long. The record is from the annotation of a GenBank genome assembly. Lineage: Eukaryota; Viridiplantae; Streptophyta; Magnoliopsida; Alismatales; Araceae.
AUGGCAGGAUUCUCAUUAGGCGGCGGAAGCGGGAACGAUCAGAUCCCAACAGACAGCCUCUUCCAUUACACCAGCGGAGGAGGGGGGAGCGGCGGCGGCAGGCAAGCCGAAGAGAUCACCACCUACACAAAGGGCUUCGAGUUAUGGCAGCAGCACCAGCAGCGUCACCACCACCACAACCUCUACGCUGCCGGGCUUGGCAUGAUGCUGGAUGAUCCUGCCGGGAGUGGUGGCGGAUCUGGGGGCAGCGGUAGCUUCGGGGGCUCCGCUGGGAGAGGGCUGAGAGCGGGGGGACGCAGCGGGGGAAUGAGCUGCCAGGACUGCGGGAACCAGGCCAAGAAGGACUGCAUGCACUAUCGGUGCAGGACGUGCUGCAAAAGUCGCGGCUUCCAGUGCCCCACUCACGUCAAGAGCACCUGGGUUCCCGCCGCCAAGCGCCGAGAACGGCAGCACCAGCUUGCCGCCGCUAUGCAGCAACAGCAGCAGCAGUCCCAGCUCCUCGUCCGCGGGAGCGACCACACCAAGAGGCCGAGGGAGGUCUCCACCACCCUCGCCUGCACCCGUCUCCCCCCAACUGUUACCAUCACGACCACUACCUCCACAACAUCAGGCAUGUUACACCCACCAUCUCAUCUUCUUUUCCUCUCUCCCUUCGUCCGCCCCUUUUAUUUUCUACUGUACAUGAUUUCUUCAUUGACAGUGGAAAGAUGGAAGCAAAAGUAAAAGAAUUUCCGAUGCUUGUAUGAUUCCUCGAUAUUUAUCCUCAAAGGCGUCUGCUUUCAUGAUUUUGCCUCCUCUGCUGCUCAUGAAUGUGAUUUGAUAGGGAGGCUCGAGGCGAUGGGGAGCUUCCCGCCGGAGGUCAGCUCGCCGGCGGUGUUCCGGUGCGUCCGCAUGAGUGGCGUCGACGAUGUGGAUGACCAGUACGCAUACCAGACAGCCGUCAGCAUCGGCGGUCACGUCUUCAAGGGAAUACUCUACGACCAAGGACCAGAUUCCCAGUUCUCCCACCCAGGGGACGCCUCCUCUUCAUCCGCUGUCGCCGUGGCCGCUACAAUUGCUACAACAGGCAACCCUACCACGGGCGCCGCUACUGCUGCGGUGGCUGCGGCCGCGGCUGCUUCCUCCAUGCUUGACCCGGCCUCUUUGUACCCCACUCCUCUCAGCGCCUUCUUGGCGGGUACGCAAUUCUUCCCUCAACCAAGACCCUAG